CAAGUCCAAUAUCUAAAGUCGCUUACCAUUUCUAGAAAACCAUCCUUCCCAUCCCCAUCUCAUCAAUCUACCAUCACCAAUUCACCAUGGCACAAGAGUUUUCGGUGGCGUUGCCACAGUACGUGAUGCUGAAGAACCAUCACAACCAGAGAUACCUGCGUUUCACACACGAAGACACAGCACAACACGGUUUCCUCCAGUUCACCGGAGAAACCGUCAUCAGCCCUCACGUCAAGUUCGAAGUCCAGCAUUCCACGAGCGCUGUAGGCCUGGUCCAUCUCCGGUGCGGCUACAACAACAAGUACUUGGUGCGAUCCUCCGACACCCAGCUGUGGAUCGCCGCCGCGGCGGACAGUGCCGAAGAGGACCGAUCCAAGUGGUCGUGCACGCUCUUCAGGCCCGUCUCCGACGGCGCCGUGGACAACCCCCAGGGGGGCCGGAACCCGCUCAUCCGCUUCCUCCACGUCCAGCUCAACCAGUACGUCACCCUGUUCCAGCUUCCGCCCUUCAACAACUUCGCCAUCGCGUCCUCCAGCCAGCCCGGCGGCUGGAGGGACACGUGCGAGGUCGUGGACUGGGGGUCCAUCGUCGUGAUGCCGAGGCAUCUGGUGUUCAAGGGCGACAACGGGAUGUAUCUCCGCGCCCUCGUAAUCGAGAGGUUCAACUACCACGAGUUCUCUGCCACGAGUAGCCGCGAGGCGACCGCAGGGAACGAGGUGUUCCCGAAUCCGGACGGGAGCAUCCGGAUCUGGUCGAAUCACUACCGCCGGUUCUGGAGGCGCAGCCCCAACUGGAUCUGGGGCGACUCCACCGACACGACGUCCAACAACCGAGACACCGUGUUCUGGCCCGUGAGGGUGAACCGUAACGUGGUCGCCCUGCGCUGUGCAGGGAACAACCGGUUCUGCAAGCGCCUCACGGCCGAGCGCAAGAUCAGCUGCCUCAACGCCUCGGACGUGACCAUAUCGGAGUUCGCAAUGCUCGAGGUGGUGGAGGAGCGGGUGAGCCAGAGGACCAUCUCCAACGUCGUCUUCCGCCUCAACGACGCCCGCGUCUACGACGAGACACCUCGAACCGUGUUCCGGAACAUCAUCGUCAACAACUCCCCACACACCAACAGCCCCACGCUCACCGUCACCUACGCAAACACGCAGAGCAAGAGCUGGCAGAGCAGCCUGUCCUUCAGCUUCGGGGUGACGACGUCGGUGUCGGGCGGAUUUCCGAAGAUUGCGGAGGCCGGGAUCGAAAUCAGUGUGGAGACGACGGAGGAAUACACGUGGGGCGAGACCUACGAGAGCAGCGCGGAGGUCUCGCAGGCGUACCCGGUCACGGUGGGUCCCUUUUCCAGGGCGACGAUCACCGUGAUGGUGACGCAAGGGAGCUGCGACGUUCCUUUCUCGUACACUCGGAAGGACGAUCUCUUCGACGGCACUUCCGUUACUACCAGGUUGGACGACGGGCUCUACACCGGCGUCAACGUCUACAACUUCAGAGGGGAGAAUGUGGAGGAGAGUCUCACUGCCGAGGAGAUGAUCAGGCUCGCCCAGGAGGAGGAGGAGAAGAAGAAGAUGGAGAAGGGGGAGGCCGACGGAGAACAAUGAUUGGGUUCAUCUUUGUUCGCCGGCCGGCGGUGGAGGGAGGGAGGGAGCUUAGUUUGAUUGAUCACUCAUGCGAUCAGUAGUAGUAACACUAAAUAAUGGCGUCCCAU
Linum trigynum is the source of this 1708-nucleotide messenger RNA. The record is from the annotation of a GenBank genome assembly. NCBI's taxonomy places the organism in Eukaryota, Viridiplantae, Streptophyta, Magnoliopsida, Malpighiales, Linaceae.